UAAUUGACAACAGUCCUCUCUGAGCUCCAGUGUCAGUUACUCACACGUUCUGUUCUGCUCCCCGCCCAGUUUCCUGUGAAUUAGAACAUCCGCGUUGAUACGGAUAGGGGACUUUCGAGACUGUCACCCUUAAUUUUCACAACGUAGAAAUAAAUAGAUUGAUUGUUUCAUAGGCAGCCAGUGGGAACAAUGUCUGGACAAAACAGCGACCAGUUGCAUCGCUCUACUUUGGGCAUAUAUGCGAGCCUGAUGGAUCAGUUCAACCCAAGUCUACAGAAGUUAGUGUCUUUGGGAAACAGCUACAUGCAGGCUUUCCAAGCCCUUGCUGUGACCAGUGAGGCUUACUUCAGCACCCUUGCUAAGAUAGGGGAGCAGGCCUUCCACACCAUGUCGUCUCGCUCUAUUGGAGAUGUUCUGAUUCAGAUUUCAGAGAACCAGAAGAGUCUCACCACUGAACUGGAAGGAAUUUUCCGCUGGUUCCACACUGAGGUGCUACAGGAGAUGAACAACAAUGUCAGACUGGAUAAGGACUACAUAGCAGGCAGCAGGAGGCGAUAUGAGAUGGAGGUACAGAGCCAGGCCAUAUCUUUGGAGAGGCAGCGGAGGAGAGGAGCUCACCAGGAUGAGUACAUUCACUUCCUGAGGGAGAGUCAGCGCGAGGCUCUGAUGGAGGAAGAAAGGCGAUACCGUUUCCUGGCUGAGAAACACUGUGGUCUCACUCAGUCCAUCAUCUACCUCAUGAACAAGACAGGGGCAGGGGGAAGCCUACAGCAGAUAGCUGAUGGAUGGAGAGACCAGGUCAACGCCACCAGACGACCUGGAUCCCGGAACCCCUCUCACCUGGACCAGGACAACACAUCCAGAACGAGGGAGGAGGACAGGGGGAGCCAAUGGUCAGGCAAAGAGGAGCAGCCUCUAGGAAGAGUGCCCUCCAGAGGCCCAUCACCCCAGAACUUCCGUUCCCGCUCCAGCUCAUUUGGCGAGUCCCUAGGUCUGGGUGGAGGUGGAGGAGGGAGACCUAUGAGAGCUCUGGUAUCCCACCCUGCUAACUCCAGCAACCCCACCCUGCUGCCCUUCUCCCGGGGGGAGGUGGUGAGCGUGCUGGUGCAGGAGCCCCGUAAUGGCUGGCUCUACGGCCGGGCAGAGAGCAGCUCACGCCAGGGCUGGUUCCCAGCUGCCUAUGUGGGGACACUGGAGGAGGCCCCUAGAUCAACUGGCUCAAGCUCCACCCUUAGGAGCGCCCACAGUAUGGACAACCUGCUGGACCAAUCAGGAGGCAGCAGCCACGGUAGACCCCCGCCCCCGCCGCCUCCACCCAAUAGACAGACAGAGAUGCGUCCAAUCACACCCAGCAUGGAUAGAAGGGCGGAGUCUCACUCUGACAAUAAGAGAGGAGAGCGUCAUGGUGGACCUGUGCCAAACCUCUUUCCAAAGGGCACCAACCCUUUCGCCACUGUCAAGCUGAAGCCCACGUCCACCGAUGACAGAUCUGCUCCACGGCUCCGUCGGUGAAGAGGUCACGCCCUUGGGAAGGUAUUGGGCGUGUUCCAGUUCGACUACAUUUCAGUCAUUGCAUUGCAUCAACAAAUGGUUUCAUUCCGCAUUAUCAACUGUGCAGUCGACUGCUAUAUCAUAUGAUUCACUGAUAUGUUAAAUUCAUACCUAUCCAGGCGUUGUGAGAUCUGGCAGGUGUCUGAAAUGUAGUCAUGCAAAUGCAGCAGGGGUUUUAGGGUUGAUGCCCUAAAACAGCCCCAAAUCCUCCCAAACUGUUGAAAACUGUCUUAAAACUGCCCCACACUUUCUCAAAGCAGCCCCUAAUACCAACCUUGUACAGUUGGUUAUUUAAAAAUAUGAUGGAGUUUAUCAGAUGACUACAGUGAUAAAGGAAGUUCGGCGGGCAAUCUAAGAUGCCAGAAACCCUAACAGAUGCUUGGUGCACUGAUUGACCUCGCAAGUGCAUUCAUACUUUUUUAUUUAAUUAGUGAGACAAAUCUUUGAGGGCGCUCCUUUAUGCACUUUCCUUCAGAAUCAGGAAUAUUUUCUGACUUCAUAUACAGUUGAAGUCGGAAGUUUACAUACACUUAUGCUGGAGUCAUUAAAACUUGUUUUUCAACCACUCCACAGAUUUCUUGUUAACAAACGAUAGUUUUGGCAAGUUGGUUAGGACAUCUACUUUGUGCAUGACACAAGUACUUAUUCCAACAAUUGUUUACAGACAGAUUAUUUAACUUAUAAUUCAUUUUCACAAUUCCAGUGGGUCAGAAGUUUACAUACACUAAGUUGGCUGUGCCUUUAAACAGCUUGGAACAUUACAGAAAGUAAUGUCAUGGCUUUAGAAGCUUCUGAUAGGCUAAUUGACAUAAUUUGAGUCAAUUGGAGGUGUACCUGUGGAUGUAUUUCAAGGCCUACCUUCAAACUCAGUGCCUCUUUGCUUGACAUCAUGGGAAAAUCAAAACAAAUCAGCCAAGACCUCAUAAAAAAAUGAUAGACCUCCACAUGUCUGGUUCAUCCUUGGGAGCAAUUUUCAAAUGCCUGAAGGUACCACGUUCAUCUGUACAAACAAUAGUAAGCAAGUAUAAACACCAUGCGACCACGCAGCUGUCAUACUGCUCAGGAAGAAGACGCGUUAUGUCUCCUAGAGAUGGACGUCAUUUUGUGGGAAAAGUGUAAAUCAAUCCCAGAACACCAGCAAAGGAUCUUGUGAAGAUGCUGGUGGAAACAGGUACAAAAGUAUCUAUAUCCACAGUAAAACGAGUCCUAUAUAACCUGAAAGGCCGCUCGGCAAGGAAGAAGCCACUGCUCCAAAACUGCCAUAAAAAAGCCAGACUACGGUUUGCAUCUGCACAUGGGGACAAAGAUCGUACUUUUUGGAGAAAUGUCCGCUGGGCCGAUGAAAGAAAAAUAGAGCUGUUUGGCCAUAAUGACCAUUGUUAUGUUUGGAGGAAAUAGGGGGAGGCUUACAAGACGAAAAACACCAUCCCAACCGUGAAGCACGGGGUUGGCAGCAUUAUGUUGUGGGGGUGCUUUACUGCAGGAGGGACUGGUGCACUUCACAAAAUAGAUGGCAUCAUGAGGUAGGAAAAUUAUGUGGAUAUAUUGAAGCAACAUCUCAAGACAUCAGUCAGGAAGUUAAAGCUUGGUCGCAAAUGGGUCUUCCAAAUGGGCAAUGACCUCAAGCAUACUUCCAAAUUUGCGGAAGAAUGGCUUAAAUCUCAUCUAUAAGCUAAGGACCCUGGGACUGAACACCUCCCUCUGCAACUGGGUCCUGGUCUUCCUGAUGGGCCGCCUCCCAAGUGGUAAGAGUAGUUAAGGGCAAAAAGUCAAGGUAUUGGAGUGGCCAUCACAAAGGCCUGACCUCAAUCCUAUAGAAAAUUUGUGGGCAUAACUGAAAACGCAUGUGUGAGCAAGGAGGCCUAUAAACCUGAUUCCGUUACACCAGCUCUGUCAGGAGGAAUGGACCAAAAUUCACCCAAGCUUGUGGAAGGCUGCCCGAAACGUUUUACCCAAGUUAACAAUUUAAAGGCAAUGCUACCAAGUACUAAUUGAGUGUAUGUAAACUUCUGACCGACUGGGAAUGUGAUGAAAGAAAUGAAAGCUGAAAUCCUUCUCUCUACUAUUAUUUUGACAUUUCACAUUCUCGUAAUAAAGUGGUGAUCCCAACUGACAGGGAAUUUUUACUAGAUUCAAUUGUGAAAAACUGAGUUUAAGUGUAUUUGGCUAAGGUGUAUGUAAACUUCCGACUUCAACUGUACAUAUCAGGUACAGGAAAUAUCGUGGUAGAAGUAGUUGUUUUUAUCAAAGCCUUUUGCACUGUUUUCUUCAAGUAGCACUUUUUUGUUUAGUUUUGCUUGUACAGUAACAAUAUGCCAAUUUAAACCAAUACUUCACUUUGAUGCUAAACUACAGUGAACCACAGUGAGCUAAUCUUUCUCUUAGGAAUGCCAUGCAGGUAGAUUGUUAUGACAAGUGAGUUUUAGUGCUUAACUUAACAGUGCUGUUUGAUCCAGUGCCUUUAGUAAAUGUACAAUGAGAUUUGUGUGUUUCUUUGCUCAUGCAGGCAGUAGGGUGGCCUUACUACUCUAGUGAAGGACCUGGGUUUGUCAAUUCUAAUCCACCAAUGGGGAUACUUAACCUAAAUGACCCUUAGUGUGUACUCAGCUAUGUGAAUGGCUGACAUGUGAGAGUGUUGAGCGAAUGUAAUCGCUCCAACAAAACAAUGACUUUUGACCUUACUGCUAAAAUAAAAAUGGUAGCUGCUUUUCACAUUGUUUCCAAUUCCUUUAAUCAGACAGAAAUACAUCCUCUGAUUCUGUUUUUUAGUUGCUGUUGAUUAUUUACACAUUUAUUUUCUAGUUAUUGAGGGCCAAUCGGUAGUGCUGAGCGAUUAACUGAAAUGUAUUGAACAACCAAUUAACCAACGUCGGUUUUUGUGAGUUUCUGUAGAGAGAAAUCCAAUAAUUCACGAGCAAAAUCAAGUCAAGAACUACGUGGGGACGCUUGGCUGUAGUAUUAAGCCAAUAAUUAAACUUAAUUCAGCACAGAAAUGUGGUGAUGAACUACAAUGACCAUAAUCCAUUGCGCCUGUACUUCCCGGCUUGGAUGUUAGAUAAGACACACACAGACCAAAUAGACCGCAUGAUAGGACUGUACAGAACACAACAAUGAGAGGGACGGAGACAAUUUGUGAAAGUAUGCCUUACCUUGUUUGAAGAGCUAGUAAAAAUGUUUGUUUUUUUAACAGACUGCUCUGCAACAUUAUUAGACAGGCUAGCCUAGCUAAAUAGGAUGACUAAAGACAGUACGGUAUAUGAAGCACAGAAAUACUGUAACGUUAGAUGGUCAGGCUGGCUGGCUGCUACUACUUGAGCAGAGAUGAGAUGAUUGAUGACUUUAAGGAAUGAAAAAUGAUAGACAUCCGAUAAAAAUGAAGUAAUGUACACAACUGAAAUAUGUUCUCAUUAUGAUAGUCAUUUUCUAUUUUUCAAUGGAUGUCUACCCAAUGUGAACCUUGACAGAGACAAUGGAAUAUUUGAAAUGUUUUGACCGUAUAAUGUUCACUAUUUUUGGUUUUUAAUUUCCAUUAAAAAGCUUUAAAAUCA
This is a messenger RNA of Oncorhynchus keta (chum salmon), 5099 nucleotides long. RefSeq names its product BAR/IMD domain containing adaptor protein 2 like 2a (gene baiap2l2a). Bases 190 to 1512 code for a protein of 440 amino acids. The record is from RefSeq and is a predicted model, not a curated record. NCBI's taxonomy places the organism in Eukaryota, Metazoa, Chordata, Actinopteri, Salmoniformes, Salmonidae. Gene Ontology annotation, molecular function: protein binding. The transcript is spliced from 13 exons. Gene Ontology annotation, biological process: actin filament bundle assembly; actin crosslink formation; plasma membrane organization. Gene Ontology annotation, cellular component: cytosol; nucleoplasm.